This is a messenger RNA of Symbiodinium natans, 942 nucleotides long. The record is from the annotation of a GenBank genome assembly. Lineage: Eukaryota; Dinophyceae; Suessiales; Symbiodiniaceae.
AUGACCGGUAAUCUCAAGUCACUUCAAGUGGCUCCCUUGAAGGACUGGAACGACUCUGGUGAUGGGAAGGCGCCAAAUGGCAGUCCCAAGAACUGCCCAAUUACGUUAACAUACCGUGGUCAAAAGACGACGCUACGUCCAUGGGAUCCUUCUCGAUGCCCUUUAGCAGCUGCCAUACACAACCAGCUUAUUCAUUUUCCCAUACGGCCCAAGAGCAACGUUUUUGUCAUCCACUGCUCCUUGCAGAGCUUGAGCCACAUAUCGGACACUUUGGGACCGCUUGGACGUGUGAUCGGCGUGUGCAGCCGAGAUCCGCAGAAGCAACCAAAGCCGGAGACGGUCCAUCGUUUUUUGAUAAGGCACCCCAACACUACCCUGAUUUUCGAAGAUGUUGAAGAAGCGACUUUGGAACGUUACGAACGGCUUCUCAGUCUUCCCGAUGACAGUAGGUAUGCCUUUCUCAUGGCACUGCACCCCCGGUUAGGGGAGAACAGUCCAGCAAGGCUCCUGAAAGAGGAUGGCCCGAAGCUUUGCAAGCUCAUCUUCGACUUCCUAGUGUGCACCACGCCUGCACACAUCAAGAGCCUUGUCCUGUGGCCUUGGACCGGAGACGGCAAGGACAAAGACUCUGGCGAGGACACACAGGAGUUUGACAAGGUACCACGACACGUCCAGGAGAUUGUGAUUAAUCACACCGACAUCCUCCAACGAUGGAGGAGACCUCGCAAGAGCGGUGAGAAGAAACACUCCGAGGGCGAGAAUUCCGACAGCCAUGAGAGGAUUUGGGUCUUCUUGGACAUCCGCACGGACACCAGCUCUGGCGGCAACUUGGACAUGAAGUUGGUGAACGAGUUGGCGAAGAUUGGAUUGCUGGCCAAGGACAUCACAAAGUGCACGGCGCUUCCUGUUUUCGCGCAAGACUUUGAGCCACCUCACCUCUAG